Messenger RNA from Nothoprocta perdicaria, 2917 nucleotides. RefSeq names its product phenylalanine hydroxylase (gene PAH). The record is from RefSeq and is a predicted model, not a curated record. Gene Ontology annotation, biological process: L-tyrosine biosynthetic process; L-phenylalanine catabolic process. The transcript has 13 exons. Gene Ontology annotation, molecular function: phenylalanine 4-monooxygenase activity; iron ion binding. NCBI's taxonomy places the organism in Eukaryota, Metazoa, Chordata, Aves, Tinamiformes, Tinamidae. The coding region runs from base 62 to 1396 and encodes 444 amino acids.
AGGUCAGAAGGCUUUGUCCGCAGCGGGAGAGAGGGGCCCUGGGCAUUGCUGCCUUUGCACCAUGGACGCACAGCACUGCAAAAUGAACGGUGACCAGGAAUCUGUGUACAUUGAGGAACACUCAAAUAGAAAUGGUAUGAUUUCUUUGAUUUUCUCCCUGAAAGAAGAAGUUGGGGCAUUGGCUAAAGUUCUUCGUACAUUUGAGGAAAAAGGCGUAAACCUGACCCAUAUUGAAUCCCGACCUUCCCGUCUCAACAAGGAUGAGUAUGAAUUCUUCAUUAACUUGGAAGACAAGAGUGUCCCAGCUUUGGACAAUAUCAUCAAGUCCUUGAGAAAUGAUAUUGGAGCAACUGUGCAUGAGCUUUCACGAACAAAGAAGAAGGAUACUGUGCCAUGGUUUCCCAGAAGUAUCCAGGAGCUGGACAGAUUUGCCAAUCAGAUCCUAAGCUAUGGAGCUGAGCUGGAUGCAGAUCAUCCUGGGUUCAAAGAUCCUGUGUACCGAGCUCGGAGGAAGGAGUUUGCGGAUAUCGCCUACAACUAUAGACAUGGACAACCUAUUCCUGAAGUGACCUACACAGAAGAGGAAAAGAGAACAUGGGGAACUGUCUUUAGGGAGCUGAAGAGUCUCUAUCCAACUCAUGCUUGUUAUGAACACAAUCAUGUGUUUCCAUUGCUGGAGAAGUACUGUGGCUACCGGGAAGAUAACAUCCCCCAACUUGAAGAUAUUUCAAAAUUCUUGCAAUCCUGCACCGGCUUUCGCCUACGUCCUGUGGCAGGUUUGCUCUCCUCUCGUGAUUUCUUGGCUGGGCUGGCCUUCCGAGUGUUUCACUCUACACAGUACAUUCGCCAUGCAUCCAAACCCAUGUAUACACCAGAGCCUGAUAUUUGCCAUGAGCUACUAGGACACGUACCUCUUUUUGCUGAUCCCAGUUUUGCUCAGUUUUCACAGGAAAUAGGACUGGCAUCUCUGGGAGCUCCGGAUGAGUUCAUCGAGAAACUUGCUACGGUUUAUUGGUUUACAGUGGAGUUUGGACUCUGUAAGGAAGGUGAUUCACUGAAGGCAUAUGGUGCAGGGCUGCUGUCUUCAUUUGGGGAGUUGCAGUACUGUUUAUCAGGUAAACCUGAAAUUAAGCCUCUUGUCCUGGAGAAGACUUCCGAGCAGAAGUAUCUUGUUACUGAGUUCCAGCCUAUCUACUAUGUUUCUGAAAGUUUUAAAGAUGCGAAAGAAAAGCUAAGGAAAUUUGCUUCAACAAUCCCUCGUCCUUUCUCUGUUCGGUACAAUCCCUACACGCAGAGGAUUGAAGUCCUGGACAAUGCAAAGCAGCUGAAGAACUUAGCUGACACUAUCAACUGUGAGAUGGGAAUCCUAUGCAAUGCACUUCAGAAGAUAAAAUGAAGAUUUUCCACAAGUCUUGCUAAUCACUAGCUCCUGAUUAAAAAUGCUGUCAUGUGCAAAUGUUAGUCUUCAUCUAGCCAUAGUCUAUUAGCUUACUAUGUACUGCAUAAAUGCUUAUGUUAUAUAUCUUAAUUACUAUAGAUUAUCAGAGAAACACCUGUAGGUGACCCUUGACUCUCUUGGGCUUCAUAUAUUAAUCUUUUUUUUUUUCUCAUUAAUGCAUAAAACCACCUUAUUUCAGGGAGCCUGGGGAAAUCCUUCCUAUCUCUUUGCUAAAAGCUAGCAGAAGGAGUCUUCCACCAUACUGCAGAGCUACAGCAUGUCACAGAUGUAGGAUUACAUUACCACCUAGGGCACAGGGCCAGAAAGAUAAUGACAAGCACAGAUUAAUUCAUCUUGCUUCCUCUCAGUCUUCCUCCUGUCAGUCUCUCAUAUUUGCAGUUGCUCACAUUCCUCUUCAGUCCAAAGCUCUGCACCUUUCAGGAGAUGUAUUAUAAUGCUUGACCCUUUACGCCUUGACCUUUCUAAGGGAGAACUACACCUAUUCUUCUGCACAUGAGCUGAAGUAAUUCCUCUUCACUGAAGUAAUUUUACUUUUUUUUUUAAUAUAAUGUUGCCAUUGAUCCAAAACACAGUUGCUACUGGAAAAGACAGCAAGUAUUCUGCAGCCUCAUUAACAAAGAUUUAUGGUUCUGUCUUAAUCUACUGUAUUUGCACAGGCUCCAAUUCCCAAAAGGUUUGUGCAUGCCAAGAAUGCUGUGCAUGCUGUGACAAUUUGACUUGCAGAAAGGAGUGCCUAAGCAAAGCACCGAGACUGCCCAUUCAAGGAAUUAAAUACCUGAACAGUACCCACAAACAAAGAUACUUUUAGAGGAGUUACCUAGUUUAGAGUUGCCUAAAGUUUUGUGGUGCUUUUUGCAAGUGGGUGUGAGGUUUGUUGACAUUUUGCACUAGCAGGAAGCCACACAGAUGCUUUAACAGCAGUGCCUUAUUCAGCCCUGCUACAACUUAACCAAGUGGCUGAAUGAGAGAGAGACAACAGCUUUAUUUCAAGACAACUGUCUCUGAAUUUUAUUCAAUAAUUUUCACUCAAGGCAUCUAAAUGCCUUCUUAGCAUUUACAGUCUAUACAGGCUCUACCGUCUAUAAUGCCUCUCUGUAGUUCCCUCAUUUAAGGACAAAGGAAGUCAGCACCCACACAUUGGAACUGAAUGGAUCAAAACUGAACAGUAUCUCCAGCUUGGAACAAUUUAAUCAUGACACUGAAAUGAUUCAAAAAUACACAUUUCUGUUAGAAGAUACAAAGAUGGAAGGGGAUUUAAAAGUCCACAAAGUCACAUACCUACUGUUGUACCACUUUUGUAUUUAUAGUUUGAAAAUCAAUGGAGCUUUAAUGUAAGCAUCAUUCUUUGGAAGACAGAAAGUACAGCUGUUGCCAUUUUAUUUAUGGUGGGUAAUAACAUUAAUCUAAGGAUACCAGCUGGAGCCCUUUUCAAUAGAAGUAUACUUAUGCAAAAUGGUA